Molecule: messenger RNA, 1067 nt
Organism: Vigna unguiculata (cowpea)
Lineage: Eukaryota; Viridiplantae; Streptophyta; Magnoliopsida; Fabales; Fabaceae
Product: protein yippee-like At4g27745
Source: RefSeq, a predicted model, not a curated record
GGCGGAGUUGAUGGGAUCACGGGCAUACUGCUGCUUUAGGUGCCAGAACCUUGUUGCUUUCCAUGAUGAUAUUGUUUCCAAAGAUUUCCAGGAUCGUUUGAGAUAGCUGAGUUUGUGAUAAGAACAGAUGGUAGGAAGAUGAAGAACUAUCAUGUGCUAAUGAGGAUAAUGUGUAAGAGAGGUGAUUGCAAAAGAGUAGGAGAUUUGGUUAAGGAGAUGGAGAGAAGUGGCUGUGAUAUGAAUGCAGGUACGUAUAAUUUGCUCCUCAGUUGUCUAUGCAAGAGUGGUAAAAUCGAUGAAGCUUGGCUAGUGCUUGAAGCUAUGGAGAAAAAUUAUGGUUUAACUGAUGUGCACAGCUUUGGUAUUCUUAUUAACACUUUUUGUAAGAGGUAUCAAUUUGAUUUAGUUAUGAAGCUUCUUGAUAAAAUGACUCUGAAGGGUAUUGAACCUAGUAUUUUAACUCAUGCUGCGAUAAUAAAGUCCUAUUUUGAAUCAGGAAAGUACGAGGAAGCACAUGUGUAUGUGAUUGGUUCUGCAGAUAACCUUAGCUAUUCUAGCAAUGCAAACUACAGCUUGCUUGCUACCCUUCAUUUGAAGAAUGGGAAUGUGCUGCUUGCCAGUAAGGUUCUUUCUGAGAUGAUGGACAAGGGUCUUAAACCUAAUUUUUCAGCAUACAAAAAAAUUAGGACGCAUCUCGAGAAGAAAGCUGAAAAAGAUUUGUCUAUGGAAUUAUCAAGAAGAUACUUGAGCUUGAUUGAAAAAUGAAGAAAGAUUCUGAAUUUAAAUGACCAGAUGCUGUAAUUCCAUUCAUGUUUGCUUAAUAGUUGCUGUUCUGCCAUUUUGCUGAUUUGGUCAUUGAUAAGUCUCCAUUUGUUCAUAUUUUUCUAGAUUAAUUGCACUUUCUUGGGAUUUCUUUUUGCUUUUGUUUCUUUGCUUAAGGACAGAUUUGGUUUUCCUUCAAUAAAUUGUAGUUUUUCUAAAUCUUUGUUAAUUUGGGAUUCUAAAUCAUUGAAGAACAACUUGUGAAAUGCUCAACGUGUUAAAUGACUUGUUGCUACCAAUUGAAG